GGGCGGGGAGGCUGGGACGCCCGGGCUCCGGGUUCCCGGUUCCCGCCUGGCUGCCAAGGUGCUGGUGCGGGUCGGGGUCGAGCUCGAGCCCCAGGUACAGACGCCUCCCAGGAGGGAUCCGCCGAGGGUGCGGGGCGCCGGGGCUCUCCCAGGGCUGGCCCCCCCAGCUCUCCGGGCAGGCGCGGAGUGGAUCGCAUUCCGCCACCCAUCCCGACCGCGGUGGGGACCUCCUGAGAAAAGAGGAGCUGCGGCGAGGCGACUGCAACGCACUCACGGGAACUAAGAAGUCAUUUCAACCUCAGAGCUUCUAAAACUACAGUCGUGGAGCCUGGCUGGAAGCAAUAGAAAGGGAAGGAGCUGGACCAUCUUUCAUUUACUCUCAUUUAAGAGGAAUUUGAAAGAGAAUAAAAUGGCAGAGCUUUAAGGUUAAUAUUCAGGAUGAAUCAUGAUAAUUCAGAUAAGACAGAAGAUGGAUCACAUUACGUAUUUAUCUGUGAUAAAAACUCGAAUCCAUCUGAAUACUACCAAACAUCACCAUCUGCCCAGCGCCCUUCAGUGAGUCCUGGGGAUUGGAACUCUGCCAACCUGAAUGACAUGGUGGUCGACUAUGAAAUGGAACCUGCUGGGGACAGUAGUGAAAGGGUCUCCUUAAGCCAUCAGUGUGUUGAAGCACUUGAUUAUCCAGAGCUUUCAAGUGAUUUCAUGGGGAAGCAUGAGUUUGCAAUGUACAGUGAGCAUAACUGCCAGUCUCCUGCACUUGUGAACACAAGGAAGCUCCCAGACCCACACAGUAACUUUGAUUCCCUAGAGGCAACCCAGGAUGAGAAGUUUGAUCCUUCUAAGCCCUGUGUGUGUGAGUCUGACGAUGAUUAUGCUUGCGGAGACGCCCCUGAAACUUUGGAGCUAAAACAAACAUAUGGCAUGAAAGUGGACACAGUUAACUGCAACUUUAUAGCACACCAUGCUGUUGAACAGGGUCAGCCUUUACACGAUCCUGGAGGUCUGCAGCCAACAGUGAGAGACAGAAAUGCAUUGUCCUGCUCUGAUCGGACACCACCCCAUUCCUCUAAGAUGUGUGUGAGAGGGAUUAAUUAUGAUAGAGAGAACUUUGAAAGUCUUCAAGCCACACCAUCAAAGAGCCUAAACACAACUUAUAAAGUGAUUUCUGAUGUGCUGAUGCAAACUGACAGUCCAGACCUUGGAAUUCAGUGCCAGAAUUCUUUAGGAAAUGUCACCAAAGAGUACACAGAUGGGACAGGGCAAGGACUCGUUGGAGAAAAAGAGAUACAAGCUGUGACACUGGUUUCUGAUGGCAUGGAAGUCCCCAAUGGGUCUGUAUUACAGGAGUUCUAUUGUGUAUCUGAAGAUGACCCAAACAGUGAGACACAUUCACACGGCUUGUAUGCUCAACAGGAAAUGGGCCAAAAUCUAAGAGGAACACUGUCCGGCUGUCAUGUUGAUGGUGAAUGCCCAGUACUGUUGCCAGCUUUUGGUAAGAGUAAAACCAGAGUCCUGGGCUCUGAGUGUAAAGUCACUGUGACUGAAGACCCUCACGUCGAUUCCCAGGACAAUGACUCAGACAUCCAAAGUAGUACUGAAGGGCUGACCCUGGGAAGUGUUCCAGAGCUGAGGGUUUCAUCCUGUGAAAUGGGUUGGGACGAGAAUAGCGAAGCCAUUAGCACAGAUAGUGCUGCUUGCAUGUCAACACCUGUUAAGCGACACCCUAAUAGCAUCACACUUUCACCUGUUGAAGUGAGGAAGAAGUACAAUAAUGUGGAGAAUGGACCAAGAGAUGCUAAAAGGGCACCAGGCUUGAAAGGGGAACCAACAAAUAUGCCAAAACCUAACCUGGGAAAAUCAGCUACCAAAACGAAUACCACAGUAGGCAGUAAAGUUAGGAAGACAGAAAUUAUAAGUUAUCCCAGACCAAACUUCAAAAAUAUUAAAGCCAAAGUUAUAUCCAGAUCAGCGUUGCAACCCAAAGACACUUCCCUCCUGAAGGACACGGCCAACCCUCAGGCUCCAGGGGGCUCCUCGCCCUCACCAGUGCCUUCUAAACAGUUGACAAUUGUGAACAAAACGCCAAGAUCGGACUAUAAAGCCGACAGAAAAGGAGAGAUCCCAAUUAACAAGACACACAAGCAACAGUUUAAUAAACUCAUCACCAGCCAGGCUGCGCAAGUUACAACUCAUUCUAAAAAUGCUUCGCUCAGGGUUCCAAGAACAACAUCUGCCACGAAAUCAAAUCAAGAGGAUGUUGACAAGACUGGUUCUCCUCAUGCAGGGAGUGAGACCGGGUCUGUGGCUGCCUUCUUCCAGAAGAUCAAAGGCAUUCUCCCCGUUAAAAUGAAGAGCUCUGAGUGUUUGGAAGUGGCUUAUGUUUCCCACAUCGAUCAGAUUAGCCCUGAAAAGGGUGAGCAGGACCGUGAGGCUCCGAUGGAAAAGCAAGAGCUGGGGAAGCAAGCCAUGAAUGAGACUUUUGAAUCCAAGUCUCUGUUUGUGGGUUCUGCACUCAAAACUUCCACCACCCCAGGAAAGAGCAGUUCCAAGCCAGACUCCCGCAGCCUGAGGAAAACGCCAGGUCUGAAAACCAAAGUGGGGCCUACUGCUUCCUGCCUGAGGAGGAAGAGCGACAGCAGAACCCUAGGCUCUGACAGGGCCUUAUCGCCUCAGAGGAUCAGGCGUGUGUCCGGCUCUGGAAAACCUCCGUGCUUGAAAGUGGCACAGCCUUCUUGGGUGAAUUUGCCUAGACCACUUCCUAUAUCCGAAGCAUCCUUGAUGUGCAGGGCAGGAAGCACCCGGUCAGUGGCCAGCACCCACAGUGAGCUGAGCACCUACAGCAGUGACUGUGGUAAUGCUGCCAUCAACAAGUAUGAAGAGAAACCUCCCAAACAAACAUUUCAAAAUGGGUCAGGACCCUUAUAUCUGAAGCCUUUGGUACCCAGAGCUCAUACACACUUGCUCAAAACUUCUCCAAAAGGUCCUUCAAGGAAGAGUCUGUUUACAGCUUUUAAUUCAGUUGAGAAGGGCAGGCAGAAGACUCCCAGAAGCCUGUGCAUCCAGACCCAGACAGCUCCAGAUGUGCUGGCCUCCGAGAGAACGCUUGAGUUGGCUCAAUACAAAACAAAAUGUGAAAACCAAAGUAGAUUUAUCCUGCACCUCAAACAGCUUCUUUCCUGUGGGAACACCAAGUUUGAAGCACUAACAGUUGUGAUCCAGCAUCUCCUGUCUGAGCGGGAGGAAGCGCUGAAGCAACACAAAACCCUCUCUCAAGAACUUGUCAGCCUCCGGGGAGAGCUAGUCGCUGCUUCAAGCACCUGUGAGAAGCUAGAAAAGGCCAGGAAUGACUUACAGACAGCGUAUGAAGGAUUUGUCCAGAAACUAAACCAGCAACAUCAGACAGACCGGAAGGAACUGGAGAACCGGCUGAAGGAGUUGUACACCGCAGAGUGCGAGAAGCUUCAGAGCAUUUACAUUGAAGAGGCGGAAAAAUAUAAAACGCAACUGCAAGAACAGUUUGACAACUUAAAUGCCGCCCAUGAAACCACUAAGCUGGAGAUGGAAGCUAGCCACUCGGAGAAAGUAGAAUUACUGAAGAAGACCUAUGACUCCUCCCUCUCAGAAAUCAAGAAAAGCCAUGAAAUGGAAAAGAAGUCACUGGAGAAUCUGCUUAAUGAGAAACAGGAAUCACUGGAGAAACAAAUCAAUGAUCUGAAAAGUGAAAACGAUGCUUUAAACGAAAGGUUGAAAUCAGAGGAACAAAAGCAACUGUCAAGAGAGAAAGCAAAUUCAAAAAACCCUCAGGUCAUGUAUCUGGAGCAAGAAUUAGAAAGCCUGAAAGCUGUGUUGGAGAUCAAGAAUGAGAAGCUGCACCAGCAGGACAUGAAGCUAAUGAAGAUGGAAAAGCUGGUGGACAACAACACGGCAUUGGUUGACAAGCUGAAGCGAUUUCAGCAGGAAAACGAGGAGUUAAAAGCUCGCAUGGAUAAACACAUGGCAAUUUCAAGGCAACUUUCCACAGAGCAGGCAGCACUGCAGGAGUCCCUUGAGAAGGAGUCAAAGGUCAACAAGAGACUAUCCAUGGAGAACGAGGAACUUCUGUGGAAGCUGCACAACGGAGACCUGUGCAGCCCGAAGAGAUCCCCCACCUCCUCUGCCAUCCCUUUCCAGUCCCCCAGGAAUUCUGGUUCCUUCUCCAGCCCCAGCAUCUCACCCAGAUGACAGUUUCUGAACACAGGAGACUCUCUGAAGGCACUGAGGUUCGCUUCUGCAGGACUGACCGUCUUGUGGGAACUCGAGUUACAUUAGCUUUCGGGUAUGUCCACAGCAUAACCAGAGAGCAGCCACGAACCGUGUCAGCUACGUACGGAUUGAGAGCUCCAGAGGAAGACUUUUAACUUGGUCCAAAAGCCUCCUCCAAAAACAGAUUUCGGAACUGAAGUGGACAUAGUUGCACAAAGCACUUAAGGAACGAGGGAACCUUGUUCUUUGCCUUCCUUCACCUAAGCAUACGGGGAAAACUCUCAGGGGCCUAUUAAGAUAAAGAUUUAUAACCUUUAUAAUGUUCUUCACCAGAGACACCUUCUUGUGAUUUUUAUUUUGGUCUGACUGUGGGCAGGGGUCGUGUGUGAGUGAAAUGGGUGUACUGGCGUGUCACGUGACUGUCCCCUCGCUCCCCCCCCACGCUGUGUAUUAAAAGCCAAUAGCUGUAUGUAGCUGGGCCUGUAUUAAUCAAGUCAUAAUCAGCACACACAUGUCAACAAAAGCCAUAGAAGAGAAAGCAAUAGUGCUUGAGUUUCUACCAACUUGUCUCAGCACCAUGGCACGGAGGACUAGGGUCAGACAGGAAGAAAGCCUUUGGGUUGUUGAUGACUGUGCAUUUUUCUGUUAUUCGUUCUUCCAUGUUCAGCAUUAUCCGUUGAUACCAGUUUGAUUUUUUUUUUCUGUAGACUUUUAUGAGCCUAAUUGCGAUACUUUUGAUUCAUUUUCUCAGGCUAUGAGCAAAAUGUAGUACCCUAAUUUUUCUAAACACAAAUCUGUAUAAAGAGUAAGGGGGCAGUUACCAAUGGAUGGUUCUGCUUAUUUUCCCUAAGCUAGCUUGGAUCGCAGGGGUAAUCUUCCGUCUUCUCUCCUGUUAUUCUAACCUCCGCCUUUCCUUUGUUGUCCAUGUAGAGCCACAGAGGCAAAGCUACCUCCUUCCUAAGCACAGAAUGUGCUUUUCCAGGGCCAGUUAUCUCUGAGGUGCUGAACCUAUUUCCCAAAUAAGCUAAGCUCUGGUUCUGACACUACAGAAUUUUGGACACCCCUGAGGGUAACCAGUAAAGGCAUUUAGCAUGUGCUAAUCCACACAAGCACCGAGUCAAGCCAUCAGUUCCCUGUUGAAUAGAUCUAGAGAGUCUGAGCCCUAAUGCUGACUUGGUCUCCUCUGAGUGGUCUUCCUGCCAUGGGGAUGAAACAAGCCGGCCAGGGAGUGAGAAGUACGGCUUAUUGCAACUCCUUCACACUGCAUUCAAAUUUCAGAUGUUCACUUACCAUCUCCCCAGACUCCAAGACUUUGUGAAAGUUAGAAGGAUAGCUGUGCCCCCCCUACCCGACCCAUGAGCUUCCCUGUGCAUGUCAGCACUGCAAUGUCAGUAUUUACUAACCCAUGGUCAGUGCUGGUCACAUAACCCCUCUAUCAAGGGCAGAUUCAGGACACUAGGGCUGGGUAUUUGAGUCAUCCUAGACUUCUACACUACAGAGCUAAUUGAUAGUCACGAUGCAUGCUUUUUAUUAGCGGUUGUGUUUGACAUCUCUUAUCUCCAAUAGUUUAUGAUGUAUGUAACCUUCCAUGCUUACUCCCGAUAAAUAGGAACGUAGCUUCACUGCCAACUCCUGGAGUAUAUCUGCUCCCGGUCCCAAAUUGUUCUCAAUGACCUUAGCCAAAGUCAGGUUUGUCAUUUAUGCCCUAGUGAUGGUAAAGUUCAUACCACUUAGAUGUCUGGGAAGUCAAAUCUUAUAGCAAUUAAAACGCCUAAAGAGCUUAGAAGACAAGAGAGAAGAUAGAGAGCAUUUAAGUUUUUUUUUAAAAAACAAAAAACAAAAAACAAAUGUUUCAUGUAGAAUACAAAAUUGUUGACACAUCAUUAAAAAAUAGUAGGUGUGUGAGCAACUGUAGUUAUAGCAAUGGGAAAGUGUAUUUUACUUUGAUCAAAUAAAUAAUGCUGGAGUAUUCAGUGUAAGAAUGGCAGCCUUGGACAUACUUCAGUCUUUAGAGUAUUAGGUUCUGUGCACCCCUUCUCAUCCCUCCUUAGUGAGGCAGGCAGGCCCCCUAUGCGAUUUCAUGGAACUUAGAACACAAUGCCAAAAUUUGUUGUGGCUGAAAUUGGCUCACAGAGCUUACGCUUAAGGUUAAGCUUUACAAAAUUCAAAAUAUAUGUAUCAGAGAACUAAACUUUGGCUGGCUUAAAUGAUUCUUCUGCAAGGCGUAUGGAAAUUGGAACAGCUGUAGUCUAAGUAUUUUUCAAGACAGGUCUUAGCCAAGGCUGAAUCUUCUUCAAUCUGUUCAUCUAUGUUAUGUUAAAGGCUAAACUGUUAAUAGUGUACAUGCAGUUAUUUUGAACAGAGUAAUUUAAAA
Messenger RNA from Mastomys coucha (southern multimammate mouse), 6616 nucleotides. RefSeq names its product microtubule associated scaffold protein 1 (gene Mtus1). Gene Ontology annotation, cellular component: nucleus; cytoplasm. The record is from RefSeq and is a predicted model, not a curated record. Bases 439 to 4221 code for a protein of 1260 amino acids. Gene Ontology annotation, molecular function: microtubule binding. Lineage: Eukaryota; Metazoa; Chordata; Mammalia; Rodentia; Muridae. The transcript has 15 exons.